Molecule: messenger RNA, 764 nt
Organism: Nicrophorus vespilloides
Lineage: Eukaryota; Metazoa; Arthropoda; Insecta; Coleoptera; Silphidae
Exons: 2
Coding region: 123-593 (156 amino acids)
Biological process (GO): spliceosomal snRNP assembly; spliceosomal complex assembly
Cellular component (GO): nucleus; SMN complex
Source: RefSeq, a predicted model, not a curated record
UAACCUAUCCAAAAAUGUUGAGUUUUUAUGAUAUAUGAGCAGUUAAAGUAUGUUUUUUGAAUGGACCAUAACCUAAAAGAAAGAGAAGCUGUAAUAUAGGUGUCUUUCAAAUAGUUUUAAAAAUGGAUUUGAAAGAUAUUGUGCAGUGUCCAUUGAAGAUGAAGAACAGUAUAGGUUCAAAUGUUGAAAUAGAGACAGUGGACAAGAGAAUGCACACAGGAGUAUUACAUUGCAUUGAUCCAAUGAGUUCAGCUAUAGUGCUGAUCAAUGAGAAUGAGACAGAAAAUGAGAUCUCCAUAAUUAAUUUUAACUCUGUGCAAAAAUACAAGACUAUUUCUCCAGGCUACUUUAUUGAACAAUGUGUACCAAUAGAUGCAGUAACAUUAAUAGAUGAAGAUACAUUAAGGCUGAAAAGAGAGAAACUAAGAGACUGGUUCAAACUAAACUUAAUUGACAUAGAAGAAGAUGGAAAGGUUCUGAAAUACAAAGAUUAUUUAAUUGUAGAACCACCAUAUGAUACUGAGCACUGUUAUUGCACUAACACCAUCAUACUCGAGAGAAUCUACGAUUUGAUAAAUAAGAUGCCAUCAUAGUUUUACUUUUUUAUUUUCUUAAUUGGUUGGAAGAAUUCACAAUUUUGUUGCCUGUUCAGAUGUCGUUCCAUGUGUUUCUUCAAGUUUGCUUUCUGUGUGAAGGUGGCUGUGCAAUCUUCACACUGGUAUUUCACCCCCUGAUGGAUGAGCAUGUGUUUAUGUAAAUUUGAU